Phanerochaete carnosa HHB-10118-sp is the source of this 1182-nucleotide messenger RNA. RefSeq lists its product as uncharacterized. The record is from RefSeq and is a predicted model, not a curated record. Gene Ontology annotation, cellular component: plasma membrane; endoplasmic reticulum. The transcript has 5 exons. The coding region runs from base 14 to 859 and encodes 281 amino acids. NCBI's taxonomy places the organism in Eukaryota, Fungi, Basidiomycota, Agaricomycetes, Polyporales, Phanerochaetaceae.
CACACCGUACUCGAUGGCUGACCAGCGACCAACAGACUCGUUCCCCAGCCUUCUCGACGUCGGCCUCUACCUCACCAUGCACGGCUACAACUGGUACUGGCUCGCUUUCGUGUGCAUGAUCACGUCGCUACUUGCCAUUAUCGUUCUUGACUUCAUGCGGCCGCGAGGCAUUCGCUUGUUCCACCAGAUUGCGAUAGUCGUCCUCACCACGGCCAGUCUGGCCUACUUCAGCAUGGCCUUUGAUCUCAGUACAUCGAGUCCGGAGGCGCAGAUUGGCGGAGGGGCUGCAUUCAGAACCAUCUCAUUUGCGUGGUACAUUAUGUGGAUCAUCAACCUCCCGCUGUUACUGCUCUCGGUCCUGCUCGUGACCGGCCUCUCGCUGCUCGAGAUCCUCGUCACGCUCUUCGCUGCAGUCGUCCUUGUGCUGUCAGGACUCGUCGCCGACUUUGCGCCCGCUUACGGCCGCUGGUUCUCGCUCAUGUCCGGCGUCGCCUUCGGUUGCGUCAUCCACAACGUCCUCGUCAAGGGCACCAAGUCCGCGUACGCCGCCGGAGACGCGUUCGGGACGCGCUACCUGCUCUCCGCCGCGUUCCUCGCGCUCGUCCUGCUCGGCUACCCCGCGACGCACGUCCUCGCGCACAGCUCUGCGCUCGCGCCCGCCGCCGCGGCCGGCGCGUACGGCGCGCUCGACGUGCUCGCCCAGCCCGUGUUCCUCCUCUUCUUCCUCCACCAGCUCAGCCGGAUCGACCCCGGCUCGGUGUGCGGCGCGAUCGCGCUCGAGGACGCCGAGGAGGCGCAGCAGCGGCCGCGUCCGAGGCGGCUCCGCCGGAGCCUGCCCCUCGUGGUCCUCAGGUACUAAGGACCCUUCGCCCGGCAAUCGGGAACAGACAGCCUGUUACGACGAAGACAGGCCUUUGCUCGGCGCUCAAGAAUCAGUAAAGGAGUAGAGCGCGCGCAAAGGCCAGACGACGACAAUUUACGACCAACCUCCUCACGCGCACUGCUUGUACCACAACCGACCUCCCAUAAUCCCUGUAUGCGACUCCCUUGUGCAUUACCGGCAUCUGCAUUCGCUCUCAAGCUGUCCCACCUCAUCUACCGGGCUGACAUCCCGGUUGUAAUACCCCACUUGCUGUACGUUCUUGACUUAUGCUUUUUGUAUUAUAUAUCAGGUCUGCUUGC